Scatophagus argus is the source of this 3213-nucleotide messenger RNA. RefSeq names its product telomeric repeat binding factor a (gene terf2). Lineage: Eukaryota; Metazoa; Chordata; Actinopteri; Scatophagidae. The coding region runs from base 83 to 2188 and encodes 701 amino acids. Gene Ontology annotation, molecular function: G-rich strand telomeric DNA binding; protein homodimerization activity; double-stranded telomeric DNA binding. The transcript has 15 exons. Gene Ontology annotation, cellular component: shelterin complex; chromosome, telomeric region; nucleus. Gene Ontology annotation, biological process: negative regulation of telomere maintenance via recombination; telomeric D-loop disassembly; regulation of telomere maintenance via telomerase. The record is from RefSeq and is a predicted model, not a curated record.
GGGGAGGGGUGGGUCUGAGGCGUCGUUAACUGCCUGCUACUUCUAUGGACGUAGAGUGAAUAUCAGAAGACAUGAUGUAAAUAUGGCGGCAAAGGAGAUUGUAAACAGCCGUCAAAGUGAUGUCGAACCUAUAGUUAACCGCUGGUUAACGGAUUUUUACUUUUCUUUGGCGCUAGAGUUGUUUCAGAAGGAGCAAUACGCGGACUUCUUGGGCAUUAGACAUGUGCUUGACAGUGUCUUGGUUCGUCCUCUUGAGGUCACUGAUGCCACGCAAAUUAAGAUUCGAGUAUUGCAGUUCCUCUCCCGGAUAAAUGAGGGUGAAAGCCUUGAUGUGUCAUUUGAGUCUGACCAGAUAAGUCCUCUGGAAUCAGCUAUGAUUUUGCUGGAGCACAUCAACCAGGAAUUCAGCAUUCCACAGCAGGAUUUCGAGAAUGUGUGCACAGCACUUAAAGAGAUGAUUGUGAUGAUUUUCAUUAGGAACAAUGAAUUUGACAAAGCAGAAGAGGUGCUCAAGAAACACUUUCCCAAACCAAUGGUUGGCAAGAAAGCUAUAUUCAUGGGACUCAUCAGAAGGAAGAGUAAAAAGCAUGAAGUCAUUGAUCAAAUCAACUUUCAACAGUUCAAGGUGGAGAUGUUGGCCUUUUGCGAGAAGCUCUGCCCAGUCAGUGUUCCCUUUCUCCACAAGGCAGCAAAAAUGUGUAUUGAUAAAAGACUUAGGGAACCAGAUGACAAUGCAGCUGGUCCUGAUGAGCAGGACGAACCUGGGCCGUCUUCUGUUCCACAAAUAAACACCAACGUCAAGUUUGCACAAUGUAAACGUACAACUAUCUCGAAGUCCAGGCUUGCGGUGGCCUACAGAGAUUUGUGUCCAGGUUCUGAUGAGAAAACAUUUGUUCUGCUGGAUGAAGAAAUGAAGAGAGAUGAGCUGGCAUCAAAAGAGCUUUCUCUGCACCUCUCACCCACACCCACGAAAGGUACCAACAAGGACUCCGAGCAGGAUGGGUUAUUUCAGAGAGACUCGGGCAGCCCCAUGGAGGCUUCCCCAGCAGACCAGCCGCGACAAAUGGAUGCUGAUCCUCAAGCACAGGGAGGUUCACGCUCAAAGACACCCUCAGUGACAAGGAAAAGGCGGCUUUACACUGUGGCGCGAUUGGUGGUCGAACCGGACAGCCAGGGCAGCUCACAGUGCACGGCGGUUUCACAGGAACUGGAGACUGAAGUGAGAACAGAAGAACCACCACAGUCACCAGCUAUACACACUAAAAAAGACCUGCAGAACCCAGUGAUGGACAAUGAGAUUGCCAUGCCCACACGGAAAUACCCCAGACGAGCCAGAAAACUUUGCAGCAAAGUCUCGACUAAUAUGGCAGACUUGUCGGCAGACAGUGAUGAGGAGCGCCCUGACUCUGUGGCCAACAGGAAGACUUGUGUGUCAGUCAGCAGAAACUCUAAGUCGAGGCAGUCGUCGUCAGGCAGUGGAGUUGAACCACAGGAGUCAGUGGUCCCCUGCAAAACACCGGUGCAGAAACCUGAUAAACAACUGACCAAUGAUCCUCACAGCAAGAGGGGUCGUAUUUCACCUUCAGAAAGAAUAGUGGAUCGCACAAGAGCAGCAAAAGCAUUAAGAAAGUGCACUAAGACAAAGCAGGUGUCAUCAGAUAGUGAAGAAGAAAAACAGAAGUCAGAGGCUCCCUGCAAAACCCCAGUGCAGAAACCUUGUAAACAGCUGGGCAGCGAUCCCCACAGCAGAGAUCCAUGCAAUACAGAAGAAGUCUGUGUCACAGAUUCUUCAUUGGACAGUUCAGCCAAUCCGCUCCCUCUUCACCCUAUCCCUCAGACGAGUUCCACUCCUGACAAGGGCUCUGCUGGAGACAAAGGCCCUUCUAAUUCAAAAUGGAAACAGCUGUUCAAUAAUGCAACAGAGAGUAAGGAUACAUGGAGUGAUGAAGAGUCAUAUUUCACCUCUAGAAAGAAUAGCGGAGGAUUGCACAAUGACAGCACCAUUUCAAACUCAGGAAUCAGGAAGAAGAAGUGGACCGAGACGGAGUCACAGAAGUUGAAAGAAGGAGUGAAAAAAUUUGGAGAGGGCAACUGGAGUAAGAUAAAGUCAUACUACUCCUUCAAUGAUCGAACAAAUGUCAACCUUAAAGAUAGAUGGAGGACCAUGAAAAAGUUAAAUAUGGUCUGAAAGAAUAUCAAAAGGACUUGAUUCUUCUUAAUUCCUCACAGGCAUUUUAUUGUUUUCAGAGGAGUAUGCAUCUUGUCCAUUGCAAUCCAGUCUUUUUCUUCCCUUUUCUGAAUUCAAGGGUACCUUGGAUGUUUGUCAGCAUUCCCAUAUUUUCCUAUUUUUGUCUCUAAGUGAUGAAUUACAGACCAGACAAUUUUUUUUUUUUAAAUUGGUCUAGUAUUGAGAGUGCUGCAGCCAGCUUCAAAGUAAUCCUUCAAAGCAAGUGCUUCUAUUUCCCUCAGACAGGCUCAGAUGAUUAUUUUAAGUGUCUGACAUUAUGGAAAAGAUCCCUACAGAGAUACAUAUUUUUGUUAUACAGAAAGAUCUUUUGUUUAUCCAGAAACAGCACACUAAAACAACUUUCGUUCAUCUUUCCACUGUUCCAACAAUUUUCAACUCUGGUUUGGUUGAAGUAAACCCUUGAUACAUAGUUGGAUGUGAAAAUAUGGGAUGGCAGAUGGGUCUCAGUAAGGGAGCAGUGGGAAACUGUAAAUAUUUUUACAUCUAACUUGAUGAAUCAACCAUACCAGAGUUGGUGAUUGUUGGAAGAGUACACGGACUAACAAAAACAUUUUAAGUUUUGGUUACUAUGGAGUUUGCACGAACUGUGUUUUACAAAGAUAAAGUUACGUUUUCUUUAAAUGGAGCCUGUUGGCUUUGAGGAGUGUAUUAUAAGAGCUGUUUGUGGUGAAACAAAUGAUUUUACUGUUUAAGAAAGGUCUCUGUUGGCUUCUUUUCCAUGCGGUACACAGUUGCCCACAGGGAUUACUUUGCAACCUGUUUCGUUGCUGCCAGCUGCAGCUCUCCUUCUUACUGGACCAAUUUCAAAAAUUCUUGCCUCCAUUAGUUACUUAGACACAAACACAGAAAAGUAUGUUCAUGUUGAAACAUACCUGUUACCCUUUAAUCAUGUUUAAUGAAGCUAUUGUACAGUUUGAGUUCAUACUUUUCUAGUUCAAUAAAUUUUAAUGGUUCAGUUUGCAAGA